ACACGGGGAAACACCGAGGGACUCCCCACCGGCCGAUACAUUCUCUUACCGAUCAGAGACUGACUUUGCGGCUGGAACGGAGGAAAACUGUAUGCUAAAGUACCGCGCAGUACGGAGAUGGCCAGUAACCAAACCGAGAAACCAGGGAAAUAGUCAUCAACAGAGAGGGAGUUGUGCAUGAGUGAGAGGUAAUCUAUCUGUGAACCAUGGCCACCAUAAACCAUGGAGCAUUUUCACUUUCCAAUCAAGCCGUUCAAUUCAUAUUGCAAGUUUCUUUUUAGCUCCUCCACUUCUGAUGAUCUCCAAAUGAUUUCCAUCCAUGGAGAUCGCCUUGACUUCUCGACAACUACUCCAUACCCGGUUUCAACUUUCAAAUCAAAAGUCUUCCCUCCGAAAAGGCAUCAGUCCAUCAUCCAUCUCGGCCCCCCCCUUCUCUUCCCUCUUCCCCCCUCCCCCUCCUCUCCCUUUUUCUCUUGGUUGCCCCAUCUCUCUCUCUUUUCUCUUUUCCUCUCCAAUUGUUCAAGUCAAUCCUGUCCGGUUAUUGGGCACAAGUGUAACCCACCAGAAAGACCUUGUCCUACUCAUCCAGCCAUGCCCAGUGCACGCCCAGUGCCCCGUCAACUUCAUCCACUCCAGCUCCAGCCUCCAUCCUUCCUUUUCCCCAUACGGACAGGGGCGAACCCGCCUUGUCGGAACGAGCGAUCCGGCACAGUGGAAAUGUUACGCAACUUACGCCGCAUACGCAGCGGGCGGGUCAUUAUCCAGCCCGUAAUUUCGCCCUUCCCGGCAGAGGGGGACCACUUAGAAAUCGUGAUUACACUGGCUGUGUGUGUGGCGAAGGCAAGUACGAAAGUAAAUAUAGAUAGAUUUAAAAUAGCAGUAGCUAGCUAUUAUGAGGAACACGGGAUGCGAUGUGGCCAGUAGCGCUUCACCAGAUUGUGGAAAUGGAGCAUAAUUUACUGCUGAACUUUUUCUGUUCGGGCGUUGAAUUCGAUUCGGCUGGGCGUUUAGUAACUCGAGU
Aspergillus neoniger CBS 115656 is the source of this 1021-nucleotide messenger RNA. RefSeq lists its product as uncharacterized. Lineage: Eukaryota; Fungi; Ascomycota; Eurotiomycetes; Eurotiales; Aspergillaceae. The record is from RefSeq and is a predicted model, not a curated record. The transcript has a single exon. The coding region runs from base 223 to 924 and encodes 233 amino acids.